AUGGUCUUUACCGAAAUCACCGUCUCCCCAAGCGCGCCGAUGCCCAAGGGCUACAAGCUUCUGCGCAAAGGCUACGCUUUCAUGACGGCCCUAUGCCGUCGGAAGACCACCGAGGCGGGCAAGACGCUUUAUGUCGUGCGGGCCGGGUCUAGGAUCCUGGGUCUGCGCGCGCCUAGGCACAUCAUCAACGAGGUCUACGAGGAGGAGCGCCAAACGCGUGCCACGCGACGAGCCGUGGUUACGGCCCGCGACGAGACUACACGGAGCGCCUUUGAAACAGCGCUGCGGAACAAGUACCCCGGAAUGCCCUCUGCGGACGUGGACAGGGUGCUGCAGCGCGCACUGAAGAAACACAGCGGCAGGGUAGGUAGGACGUCCAAGUUGGACAUGGAGGACAAGGUGCGGCUGGCGGUGGUGGCGCAUGUACGACAUAUGCACACGGCUUAUGAUGGGCUCUUCGCCGACAAAACGAGCCGUGAAGAUGCGAGGAAAGCAGUGUACGACUCUGUGCAGGAGAUUCUUGUGAGAUGGGAGAAGGGCUGA
Cordyceps militaris CM01 is the source of this 543-nucleotide messenger RNA. RefSeq lists its product as uncharacterized. The transcript has a single exon. The coding region runs from base 1 to 543 and encodes 180 amino acids. NCBI's taxonomy places the organism in Eukaryota, Fungi, Ascomycota, Sordariomycetes, Hypocreales, Cordycipitaceae. The record is from RefSeq and is a predicted model, not a curated record.